Toxorhynchites rutilus septentrionalis is the source of this 1861-nucleotide messenger RNA. RefSeq names its product cryptochrome-2 (gene phr6-4). The coding region runs from base 188 to 1798 and encodes 536 amino acids. Lineage: Eukaryota; Metazoa; Arthropoda; Insecta; Diptera; Culicidae. The record is from RefSeq and is a predicted model, not a curated record. Gene Ontology annotation, biological process: entrainment of circadian clock by photoperiod; circadian regulation of gene expression. Gene Ontology annotation, cellular component: cytoplasm; nucleus. Gene Ontology annotation, molecular function: DNA binding; FAD binding. The transcript has 2 exons.
UUCACGUAAACAAGCGAUGAAAAUGUGGACACUUUUUAGUCAGUGAACUGUAUGGAGUUCCACUGCUGUGAUCUAGCCGUAUUAGAGGCGAAUGAACGGAAAAGUUCGAAGCCUCUACAAUUCAUCACGUUCGUUCGUUCUAGCCGAAAACAAUCUCUUUUCCUAAUUUACAUGAACUCAGCUCACGAUGUGUUCGAAACAAACCGUUGUCCACUGGUUUCGCAAAGGUCUCCGAGUGCACGACAACCCAGCUCUCAAAGCAGCUGUCCAGAGAGUUUCGGACGCUCCGAACAAGUUAGUGUUAAGACCCAUAUUUAUUCUGGAUCCGGUCAUUCUCAAAUGGCUCCGUGUGGGUCCCAACAGGUGGCGAUUUCUACAGCAAUCUCUAGCUGAUCUUGAUCAGAAUCUCCGUGAAAUUAAUAGCAGAUUGUACGUUGUCCGGGGAAACCCGGUGGAAGUGUUCCCUUCGUUGUUCCAAGAAUGGGAAGUUUCGCUGCUCACUUACGAGUACGAUAUCGAACCGUACGCAGUGAAGCGUGAUGUAGCUGUGCAGAAUUUAGCUGAGAAGCAUAAUGUUAGUGUACUCGCUGAGAGAUCCCACACAAUUUAUGAUCCCGAUGUUAUCCUCAAAAUGAACGGUGGCAAACCGCCGUUGACGUACCAAAAGUACAAUAGCCUGGCAUCCAAAUGCGCAAUUCCAGAGCCAAUAGAAAAGCCAGAAGAGUUACCACAAGGUUGUUCGCCCAAUCGGGACUCGAAGGAACAAAAUGAUGAUGAAUGCUACGAUCCACCCACAUUGGUGGAAUUGGGAGUGAGGCAGGAAGACCUUGGAGAAUGUAAAUUCCCUGGGGGAGAGACCGAAGGAUUGAGACGACUUCAGGAAUACAUGAAGCGCAAAUCGUGGGUAUGCUCAUUCGAAAAGCCCAACACAUCACCCAAUUCGAUCGAACCCAGCACAACUGUCUUGAGUCCGUACGUGAAAUUUGGUUGCCUCAGCUCGAGGCUGUUUAUGAGCGAGCUGAGAAAGGUUCUUCAAGGGCAGAAGCAUUCCCAACCACCCGUUUCGCUAGUAGGACAGCUGAUGUGGCGAGAGUUUUAUUAUUGUGCCGCAGCUUCGGAGCCAAAUUUCGACAAAAUGGUUGGUAAUAGCAUUUGUUUGCAGGUGCCUUGGGUCACCAAUUCGCAACAUUUGGAAGCGUGGACUCACGGCCGCACAGGGUAUCCUUUUAUCGAUGCAAUUAUGCGUCAACUGCGUCAGGAAGGGUGGAUUCACCACCUGGCUCGUCAUGCGGUCGCAUGCUUCUUAACAAGGGGAGAUCUUUGGAUUUCGUGGGAGGAAGGGCAACGGGUUUUCGAGGAACUUCUACUUGAUGCUGAUUGGGCACUGAAUGCUGGUAACUGGAUGUGGUUGUCGGCUUCCGCCUUUUUCCAUCAGUAUUUCCGGGUAUACAGUCCAGUGGCAUUUGGAAAGAAAACCGAUCCUGAAGGAAAAUUCAUAAAAAAAUAUGUUCCAGAGUUGAAAAAAUAUCCCGCCGGUAUCAUCUACGAACCGUGGAAGGCUAGUCUUGAAACGCAGAAAAAAUUAGGCUGCAUAAUUGGGAAAGACUAUCCAAAUCGCAUCGUAAUACACGAGGAAAUCUCCAAAAAGAAUAUACAGAAAAUGACAGAAGCAUAUCGCAAAAACAAGGCGAUGAAGGAGGCUCAAUCAAAGCAAUCUGAUGAAGAAUCAAAGCAAUCGAGUAAACGGAAAUCAAGCACUGUUUCAUCUAAGCCUCCUGGUAAGAAGCGCAAGCUAUAAACAUUAAAUUCACACAUUUCUGAUGUGCGUUACGAUAUGAAAUAAACAGCAUACAAAUUCUCA